Messenger RNA from Candidula unifasciata, 1197 nucleotides. NCBI's taxonomy places the organism in Eukaryota, Metazoa, Mollusca, Gastropoda, Stylommatophora, Geomitridae. The record is from the annotation of a GenBank genome assembly.
AUGACCAGAUUCAGCACUAACAGGAAACCCAGCACGGCCAUCUCUAUGGAAACAAUCCCCAGCGUCCUAGAAGGAACAAGUGGUGACCCAAGAAAGAAAUCAACAAUGGGAUCCGUGUUGUCAGCUCACAAUAUCAACUACAAAGUUAAAGUUCGUACUAAAUCUUGUGGCGGAUAUAUAGAGAAACAAAUUCUCAAUGACGUCACGUGCGUGUUCAAGCAGGGAAUGACCGCCAUCAUGGGGCCGACUGGCUCAGGAAAAUCAACGUUCCUAGACAUUCUUGCCAAUAGAAAGGAUCCCGCAGGAGUAUCAGGCCAUCUUUUACUUGAUGGUCAACGUGUUCCACUCAACUUCAAGUGUAUGGUGGGCUAUGUCGUUCAGGACGAUACUGUCAUGGGGACUCUGUCCAUCAGAGAAAACAUCCAGUUUUCUGCCGCCCUGAGGUUACCCUCCUCAGUGACAGCGGCAGAGAGAAACGAAAGAGUGAACAAUGUGAUCAGGGAAUUGGGUCUCGACAAGUGCGCUGAUACAAAGGUCGGAAAUGAAUUUAUCCGAGGCGUGUCGGGAGGGGAGAGAAAACGGUGCAGCAUUGGCAUGGAGCUGAUUAUCUCUCCCCCAGUGCUAUUUUUGGAUGAGCCCACCACAGGUCUGGACGCGGACACUGCCUACACAGUGUUGAGAUUUCUGAAACGGUUAUCUACAAGAGGCAGAACCAUCAUCUUCUCCAUUCACCAGCCUCGCUACUCCAUCUUCUGCCUCUUCGACCACUUGCUGCUGCUGUGCGGAGGUAGUGUACUCUUCAAUGGACCAUCUUAUGAAGCACUUGACUUCUUCUCAUCUCAAGGCUUCCGGUGCGAGGUACACAACAACCCACCAGAUUUCUUCCUUGACGUCAUCAAUGGACACGAGAAGCCCAUUACUGACGGUCUAGAGACAGAAACAGCAGAGGAGGCUAAGGACGAGGCAGGUUCAGACAGCCAAGAAAGUAAACUAAUCCAAGGAUUCAGACAAUCCUACUGGAACAGAAGAAUACAAGAAGAAGCAGCAGCCAUCAUCGCAAAGUUCGAAUCCUCGGGCUUGAAAGAUGGUCAACGCCACGAGGUUAGCUACGCCACCUCAUUCCUGCGGCAGGUGUUUUAUGUUGGCGAGAGGUCCCUGAAAGACACCAUCAGAAACCCACAGACCAGUGUUCUUACG